Erythranthe guttata (spotted monkey flower) is the source of this 1020-nucleotide messenger RNA. It is a transcript of the gene HVA22K, whose product is annotated as HVA22-like protein K. NCBI's taxonomy places the organism in Eukaryota, Viridiplantae, Streptophyta, Magnoliopsida, Lamiales, Phrymaceae. The record is from RefSeq and is a predicted model, not a curated record.
AAAAUAAAAAAAAUAAAAAUAAAAAGAAGAAGAAGAAGAAGAAAAACCCCUCGCCGUAUUUCUCUCUCUGUAACUUGCAAAUUGAACCAAAAAACCGAAUUGAAAUUUGUGAACGAUUUUGCUGGUUGAAUAAUGGCUUUGUUCGGAUCCAAUAUGUCUACAGAGGUUGGGUUGAGAUUACUUCUUUCCCCCCUCGGUUCUAAUGUUGUUACUCGUACGGCGUGCUGUUCUGUAGGGAUUGUUUUACCUGUUUAUUCUACAUUCAAGGCUAUUGAGUCGAAGGAUCCAGAUGAACAACGUAAAUGGCUCGUCUACUGGGCUGCUUAUGGAACGUUUAGUGUGGCCGAGUUAUUCACUGAUAAGUUUCUCUACUGGUUUCCUCUAUACUAUCAUGCGAAGUUUGCAUUUCUUGUGUGGCUUCAACUACCGUCUGUUGAUGGGGCAGAGCAAUUGUAUAAGAAUCACCUAAAACCCUUCCUCCGAAGGCAUCAAGCAAGACUUGAUCAAAUUGUUAAUUUCACCUACGGUGAAAUGGUGAAAUUCGCUAGUAACCAUGAAACAGAAAUUCAGAUUGGUAGGACGCUUGUUAUGAAGAUUUUGUCGUCAGCUAAUCAUGUGGUUCAUGAAAUAAUUCGGCCCGGACAAAGGCCAGCCAAUGGUUCUGCAAUUGAAGCUCCUCCACCAGAAUUGUCGGAGACUUCAGAUUCAGACGAUGAAGAAUGAUAAAUUUUUGUGACUAGAAGAUUCAUAAAUCUUAUUAAACGUAGAGCUUUUUUUUUCGUUUGAAUACCGUUUCUUCUUGUAAAGUUUGUUCAAGUAGGAGAUGAAGAAGAUGUCUGGUUUUUUAGGUAUUUUGUUUUAGUAGGAUCUAUGUCUGGCUUUUUUGCAUGUUUUUUGUUUUAUUUUAUCUUCUAAUUAUUGUUAUUAUUAUUUUUUAAAUAUAAGAAACGAAGUUUGUAAACAGUUCAGAAGUUGUAUUUUGCAAAAAUGAUGAUGAUUAAUUUUUUUUUUUCUUAUUUA